AUGACUUCUCUAACGGGUUCUAACAACUUUUCAGAUGACGGACGUGCAGUAAUAGAAAGAGCACUAAACGUGAAAAGCCAGAAACUGGCAAACUCAAUUGAAGAGUUGCAACAAGUGUACGAAACUGGAAGAACCAUUUCAUUCCUUCUCGAAGGUGGAUAUAAAAAGGUUGCUCUUCAAUUUCCUGACGAAUUACUGGCAGACUCUACGCAAAUUUCUUCCAUUCUAAAAGAUAAAACAGGCAGCAAGUUUUUUGUUCUUGCUGAUACAUCUUAUGGCAGUUGUUGUGUUGAUGAAAUAGCAGCUCAACACGUUGAUGCUGAUUGCAUAAUACAUUAUGGCCGAUCAUGUCUUAGCCUUACUUCCCGACUACCCGUUUUAUACAUAUUUGGAAAGCAUCCGAUAGAUGAAGCUCAUUGUCUGGAUACUUUUCAAGAAUUCUAUGAGGAAAGCAAAAAUUUGCCGAUAAUUGUUUCUUUCGAUGUUGUAUAUGCUCAUUGUAUUGAAAAUUUUGUGAGCCAAUUACACAGAAGAGGAUAUAACUCAAUCAUUCAGACUUUUGUAAAGACUGAAACUAAACAUGAAGUGACGACAAUAGAAGAAUCGGAUUCUUCUAAACAGCAAAAGGGCCGAUAUUACAAUUUACCGGAAGGCACAAAUAUCGAGGAUUGCUCGAUUUUUUAUAUCGGUGGAGAAAGUCUUACGCUGGCUAAUUUACUUAUGACUCAUAAUAAAUGCAAGGUAUACACUUACAACCCGCAGACUCGAGAAGGACGACAAGAGACUCUACAAGUGAACCGCGCUCUAAUGAAACGAUAUUAUAUGGUUCAAAAAGCAAAAGAUGCGGAUGUAAUUGGCAUAGUAGUUGGGACAUUAGGAGUUGCCUCAUAUCUGACAAUCAUAUCACACUUGAAAAAACUUAUUACCAGAGCGGGGAAAAAAGCGUAUACUUUUGUAAUGGGUAAACUCAAUGUUGCGAAAAUGGCAAAUUUCAUGGAAAUCGAUUGUUAUGUACUGGUCGCAUGUCCUGAGAAUAGCUUGAUUGAUUCAAAGGAAUUUUAUCGACCGAUAGUGACUCCGUUUGAAUUAGAAAUAGCGCUCGACAGUUCUAAACCUUGGACUGGCGAAUACGUAACAGAUUUUCAGCAAUUAUUACUAGGUAUUACAAAAGAUAAAUCGGAAGAGAAUUCAGAGUCUAUAAGACUUGGCAAGGAAGAAGAUCAGAGUAAUGAUGACGAUGUUCCCCACUAUUCAUUAGUCACCGGACAACUUAAAAAAGGUCGGAAAUACGCCAUUGAUCAAAAGAAUGGUGGUGAUGAAGCCAUAGACUCGACUACUUCAGACACAGACAUUAUCUUACGUGAUAAAAACACGCAAUUAACAUCCACCGCCACUGUGUUGAAAAACAGUGCUGCCGCCGAAUUUUUAAAUUUGAGAAGCUUUCGAGGUCUCGAAAAGCAAAUUGGUGGAACCGUAGUUUCUGAGGCGGAAGAAGGGCGGUCCGGGAUCGCUAGAGGAUAUUCGGAUGAAAAAUAA
Molecule: messenger RNA, 1536 nt
Organism: Ambispora gerdemannii
Lineage: Eukaryota; Fungi; Glomeromycota; Glomeromycetes; Archaeosporales; Ambisporaceae
Source: the annotation of a GenBank genome assembly